AACCAACCUAACCUAAAGAAAGGCUAACCAAAACCAACCCCGGAUUAACUUGCUGGAUCACACACACAACUAAAUACCGUCCGUGAUUUUCCGAAUAGGCGGUUAUCUAUUAAAAUGUUAAGUUAAAAUUCUAAUUAUUAUUUUGUAACCAUGAUUAAAAUGUAAACUUUUGAAAGCACGCAAAUUAAACAUUCUAAAUAAAUAUUUGCAUCCUUAAUCUUGUGUGAAAUGGCAAAACAAAUAGUGUUUGUAACUGGAAACGCAAAGAAGUUAGAAGAAGUUGUUAAAAUACUGGGCGAAACUAUCCCGUUUCAGCUCGUUAAUCGCAAAGUGGAUUUACCAGAACUCCAAGGAGAAUAUGAAGAUAUUUGUAUCAAAAAGUGCAAAGAAGCUGCCAGGAUAGUCGAGGGUCCUGUUAUUGUUGAAGAUACUUGUUUAGGAUUUACAGCUUUGAAGGGCCUUCCUGGACCUUAUAUAAAAUGGUUUCUCGACAAACUCGGACCAGAUGGACUCCACCAGAUGCUUGCGGGCUGGGAAGACAAAAGUGCCACAGCGAUGUGCACCUUCGCCUACGCUGAGAGUCCAACCAGUGACGUGCUGUUGUUCAGGGGAGAAACAAAGGGAACUAUUGUCAGCCCUCGAGGGCCUAGGGACUUUGGUUGGGACCCGUGUUUCCUGCCAGAGGGAUACAACCAGACCUAUGCUGAGAUGCCCAAGUCGCAGAAGAAUGAAAUAUCUCACAGAAGUAAGGCUGUGCUCAAGUUAAAGGAGUAUUUUGAUAAUAAAAGGUAAACAAUGAGUUUUAAAUUUUGUUUUAUAUAUUAAAACUCUGAAUGUGAUACAAAUUUUAACAUGGUUAUCAUUGAAUUGUAAAUAAAUUUGUGCCCUGAAA
Homalodisca vitripennis (glassy-winged sharpshooter) is the source of this 892-nucleotide messenger RNA. RefSeq names its product inosine triphosphate pyrophosphatase-like. The transcript has 3 exons. Gene Ontology annotation, molecular function: nucleoside triphosphate diphosphatase activity. The record is from RefSeq and is a predicted model, not a curated record. Bases 229 to 792 code for a protein of 187 amino acids. Lineage: Eukaryota; Metazoa; Arthropoda; Insecta; Hemiptera; Cicadellidae. Gene Ontology annotation, cellular component: cytoplasm. Gene Ontology annotation, biological process: nucleoside triphosphate catabolic process.